AUGCCGCUAUCUGCUCUUAUGAUACUAUUCGACCUGGUAAUUCAUAAUCCUCAGCACCCAGAGACGAACCUUAGCUUGGCUCUCCUAGAUAUCGCCAGCGGCCACUUCAGUCGCAUCGAGGUUGCCAGUAAAGCCGCCCUUCCAGGCUCUUUGAUUGCCGAGUUCGCCCACCUGGCACGGCAGUAUGUAUCUGACAUCCGAGGGGCCAGAGAUCGGCAACGUGCCGGGGCGACUGCAGAACAACGAAGCGCAGAAGCAGCCACUAACGCAUCCUUUGAACCGUGUCACCCCCCAGGUACUUCUGACGAGACAUACUCCACCAAUGUUGGAGGCUCAGUACGGUCCUCAGGCACGAAUACAUUGACAUAUACACAAGGCCAGGUACUGCAAUCGCAGUCUGAGCCUGUCUUACCCUUUAUGCAGACUGUCGCGGAUAAUUCAAUACAUCCGCCGGGUCAGAUGGAGGGUGCAAGUUCUGAUGAACUACACUCUCUUUACUUCCCUAUGACUGACGAUCCGAACUACCAGCUUGGGGAUUUGGGGGAUCUUCGGAUGUUGGGGGUGGACUUAAUGCAUUUAUUUGAAAUCGGAUACCCAUUUGUAGGAGACGAGGGUUAUCCGAUAACUGGCACCAAAAUGGCAUGGAGCCACUAUCUCAAAUGCUUUCUCUGUGAUGAUAAAGGCGUGCUCGCAGCUUUUAACAGCACAAGCUCCGACACAGGGAUGAAGAAGUAA
Messenger RNA from Aspergillus fischeri NRRL 181, 735 nucleotides. RefSeq lists its product as uncharacterized. The transcript is spliced from 2 exons. Bases 1 to 735 code for a protein of 244 amino acids. NCBI's taxonomy places the organism in Eukaryota, Fungi, Ascomycota, Eurotiomycetes, Eurotiales, Aspergillaceae. The record is from RefSeq and is a predicted model, not a curated record.